This is a messenger RNA of Brassica oleracea var. oleracea, 3303 nucleotides long. RefSeq names its product LRR receptor-like serine/threonine-protein kinase EFR. NCBI's taxonomy places the organism in Eukaryota, Viridiplantae, Streptophyta, Magnoliopsida, Brassicales, Brassicaceae. Gene Ontology annotation, molecular function: protein binding; ATP binding; protein kinase activity. The transcript has 2 exons. The record is from RefSeq and is a predicted model, not a curated record. Gene Ontology annotation, cellular component: plasma membrane. The coding region runs from base 71 to 3154 and encodes 1027 amino acids. Gene Ontology annotation, biological process: protein phosphorylation; hormone-mediated signaling pathway.
UCUUUAUUAACCUUAAAGGCUUUAAACUUACUCUCGUUUUCUCUUAGUUUAUGUUGAAGAAGAAGAAGCUAUGAAGCCGUCUCUUUCACUUGCUCUACUCAUGUUCUUUGAAGCUUUCACGGUUCUCUUUGCUCAACCCAGGUUUUCGAGUGAGACCGACACGAAAGCUUUGCUUGAGUUCAAGUCCCAAGCCGCUGAGAACAAUACUGAGGUCUUGUCCUCGUGGAACAGCUCCUCUCCGCUCUGCAGCUGGACUGGUGUUACAUGCGGUCGGAAACGAGAAAGAGUUGUGAGUCUUGACCUCGGAGGAUUCAAGCUAGCUGGUGUGAUCUCACCCUCCAUCGGUAAUCUCUCUUUCCUCAGAGUGCUUAAUCUCGCAGACAACUCUUUUACAAGUACCAUCCCUCGAGAGGUGGGGAUGCUGUUUAGGCUUCAGUACUUGAACAUGAGCUUUAAUCUUCUCCAAGGAAGGAUUCCUCCAAGUCUCUCCAACUGCUCUACACUCUCGACACUUGAUUUAUCCUCAAACCAGAUUGGACACGAAGUUCCUUCAGAGCUAGGUUCGCUUUCUAAGCUUGUCAUCCUCUCUCUUGCUACGAACAACCUUACCGGAAAGUUUCCUGCAUCUUUAGGAAACUUGACUUCACUACAGAAGCUUGACUUUGCAUAUAACGAUAUGGAAGGGGAGAUUCCAGACGAUGUCGCUAGAUUGACUCAAAUGGUGUUUUUCCAGAUAUCACAGAAUGGUUUCUCAGGUGUGUUUCCUCAUGCGUUAUACAACAUCUCCUCGCUUGAGUCUCUAUCUCUAGGUGGCAAUAGCUUUACAGGUAACCUCAGAGCUGAUUUUGGUGAUCUUCUUCCAAACCUCAGAACGCUUCUUUUGGGAGAAAACAGAUUCACCGGAGCUAUCCCCAUAACACUGACCAAUAUCUCAAGCCUUGGAAGGUUUGAUAUCUCAUCUAAUAACCUGACAGGAAGCAUCCCUUUGAGCUUUGGAAAGCUACCUAACCUGUGGUGGUUAGGGAUUGCUCAAAACGCUCUUGGAAACAACUCGUUCACUGAUCUUGAGUUUAUUGAUGGUUUGUCCAACUGCACUCAGUUAGAGUUCUUAGAUGCUGGCUACAACAGACUUGGAGGUGAGCUGCCUGCCUCCACAGCCAAUCUGUCCACCACUUUGACUAGUCUAAACAUGGGAGGAAACCACAUCUCUGGAACCAUUCCUCGUGACAUCGGUAAUCUCGUAAACCUGCAAGUACUCAGUUUGGAAGCAAAUAUGUUGACAGGAGAGCUUCCUGUCUCUUUCGGGAAGCUUUUGGAAUUGCAGGUGCUUGAAGUGUACACAAAUGCAUUAUCUGGGGAGUUACCGUCUUACUUUGACAAGAUGACUCAGCUGCAGAAGAUUCAUUUGAACAGCAAUAGUUUCCAAGGAAGAAUCCCCAAGAGCAUUGGAGGUUGUAGAAACUUGCUAGACUUAUGGAUUGAUACAAAUAAGUUGAAUGGGAGUAUACCUCGGGAGAUACUGCAGAUUCCAUCUCUUACUUACUUAGAUCUGUCAAACAAUGUCUUGACAGGUUCUUUUCCGGAAGAAGUUGGGAAGUUAGAGCUGCUUGUUGGACUAGCUGCUAGCGACAACAAGUUAUCAGGUCGCAUUCCGCAAACUCUAGGUGGUUGUCUCUCUUUGGAGUUUCUCUAUCUGCAAGGGAACUCGUUUGAAGGAGCCGUUCCAGAUAUAAGUCGGUUGGUCAGUUUAUCAAAUGUUGACUUCUCCAGAAACAAUCUCUCUGGUCACAUACCUCAGUAUCUAGCCAAGUUUCCUCAGCUGAAAAAUUUGAAUCUUUCGAUGAACAAGUUCGAGGGAAGUGUGCCUACAACAGGAGUGUUUAGAAACGCUACUGAAGUUUCUGUUUUCGGAAAUAAAAAUCUAUGCGGAGGGAUCAGAGAAAUGCAACUAAAGCCAUGCGUUGCAUCAAGGCCGAGAAAGCCUCUUUCACUUCGAAAGAAGAUUGCAAGUGGUGUUGGUAUAGGUAUGGCCUCACUUUUGUUAAUCAUAAUUGUAGCUGCUCUGUGUUGGCUAAAGAAGAGGAGGGACAAGAAGAAGAAGAACAAUACUAGUAGUACUAACCAAUCUUAUUCUACUGAUCUGGGAAAGUUCUAUGAGAAGUUAAGUUAUAAAGAGCUUUACAAUGCAACUGGUGGCUUCUCUUCAGACAAUCUGAUUGGUUCAGGCAACUUCGGUAAUGUGUAUAAAGGAGUGCUUGGUCAUGAUCAUAAACUCGUCGCCGUUAAAGUUUUGAACCUCCUGAAGCAUGGAGCGACGAAAAGCUUUAUGGCGGAAUGCGAAACUUUCAAAGGUAUAAGGCAUCGUAACCUUGUGAAACUGCUAACGGUUUGUUCAAGCAUCGAUUCCGAAGGAAAUGAGUUCAGAGCUCUGGUCUAUGAGUUCAUGCCGAAAGGAAGUCUGGAUACGUGGCUGCAUCAGCCAGAAGAUCCCUCGAGAGCUUUGACAGUUCCAGAGAAACUAAACGUAGCUAUAGAUGUGGGUUCCGCUUUGGAGUAUCUUCAUGUUCACUGUCAUGACGCGAUAGCUCACUGUGAUCUUAAGCCAAGCAAUGUUCUUCUUGGCGAUGACCUUACAGCUCAUGUUGGUGACUUUGGUUUGGCUAGGCUUCUCUAUAAAUUCGAUCGAGAGUCCUUCCUAAGCCAGUUUAGUUCUGCUGGUGUUAGAGGCACCAUUGGCUAUGCCCCACCAGAGUAUGGAAUGGGAGGCCAACCAUCGAUAAAAGGAGAUGUAUACAGCUUUGGAGUUUUGCUUUUGGAGAUGUUCACCGGAAAGAAACCGACGGACGAAUCAUUUUCAGGGGAUUAUAACCUCCACAGCUACGCAAAGUCGGUGUUGUCAGGAGAUGAGAAGGAUGGUGGAGGCAGUGAUGCCGUUGAUGAGUGGUUGAGACUGGUUUUGCAGGUGGGAAUAAGGUGUUCUGAAGAAUAUUCAAGGGAUAGGAUGAAUAUGGCUGAAGCACUACGAGAGUUGAUCUCAGUCAUCAGAUCUAAGUUCUUCAGUACCAAGACCAAUAUUGAAGAGUUAAGUCCGCGGGAUGCUGUGCAAAGUUCUCCUCAGGAAUGGAUGUUAAGCGCUGACAUGCAUACAAUGUAGACCAAAACAUAUGACAUCACAAUCACCUUCUCUACUACUUAUGUGUGCCUGCUUCUGCUUCAUCCCAAACAGAAGCCCACUCACCCUCUUCUGUUUUUUUUUUGUUGUUUUUGACUGUUUUCUUAAAUAAGGUCUUCUUCCAUUUGGAA